This is a messenger RNA of Cololabis saira (Pacific saury), 5460 nucleotides long. It is a transcript of the gene cyp26b1, whose product is annotated as cytochrome P450 26B1. NCBI's taxonomy places the organism in Eukaryota, Metazoa, Chordata, Actinopteri, Beloniformes, Belonidae. Gene Ontology annotation, biological process: sterol metabolic process. The transcript is spliced from 7 exons. The record is from RefSeq and is a predicted model, not a curated record. Bases 959 to 2497 code for a protein of 512 amino acids. Gene Ontology annotation, molecular function: monooxygenase activity; heme binding; iron ion binding.
CACACACACACACGCACGCACUGAGAGUGACUUGUAGCAGCCAGCGCAGAGAGGGAGAGAGGGAGGGAGAGAGCAGCGCAGAGACACAGAAAGGUACACAGAGAGGAGAGUGGACGACAGAAAGUCAGAGAACCUGAAGGAGGACGGAGCAUCUCCCGCGCAGCGCUCACCCCCGCAGACCACGGACCCUAACAGUCUCUACAGAUUAAAACUUUUGCAAAGAGGCUUAAUAACUUUUCUUUUUUGUAUUUUUUGGAGUUGACACAGAGGCGAUUCUUGGAUUUUUCUGAUUUUUUCCCUUCCAUUUCCCCCCUAAAAGCAAGUCUUUCCAUCUCUCGAGAAGUUUGAAACAGUAAAAGUCCCGUCACUGCUCCGGUGCGCCACUUUUUUUCCACGUGUCCCCGGGCGUCCCGGCGUCUGACACGGCGUGACACCUUUAGACUUUUCCCUCGGUUUAAAGCUCCUGAUUUUUUUUCUUUCUCAUUCUGAUUCUUUUUUAACUUAAUUCAACUCAGUAACCCACAAGCAAGACUGAAAAUGAAAUGUCAAACAUCAGCGCUGUCCCCAGUCAAGUGUGAUUCCAGUCCGAAAUGUUUAAGUCAUUAAAACAAAGUGAGUUUUAGUGAUUUAGUCAUUUUUUCCGCUUUGGAAGUCGAGGUGUCAUAUUGGAGACAAGCUCACCUGACGCUGAUUUGCACUUUUGAGGCACAAAAGCACCACACUAUCGUUGUGAUCAUCUCCAGAUAGAAAUCCAAACGUUGACAGAGGUAGAAGUCGAGCUCUGCAGAGUUCAUUCAUUCUCAGAGCGAAGCAGCAGAAAAAAAAGAAAGAAUCAAACAAACCUGCCAUCCAUCAUCCCGGAGAUCUACACAGUUUGUCCCAUCCAAAAGUUUGCGCGCAACUUCCCCGUGCAGAGCUGCAGAGCUGCAGAGCGCAGCGGCUCUCCAUCCGCACCAUCAUGCUGUUCGACAGCUUCGACCUGGUCUCGGCUCUGGCCACGCUGGCCGCCUGCCUGCUGUCCAUGGCGCUGCUCUUCGCCGUGUCCCAGCAGCUGUGGCAGCUCCGAUGGACGGCCACGCGGGACAAAAACUGCAAGCUGCCAAUGCCCAAAGGAUCCAUGGGCUUCCCCUUCAUCGGCGAGACGUGCCACUGGCUCCUGCAGGGUUCGGGUUUCCACGCGUCGCGGAGACAGAAGUACGGCAACGUGUUCAAGACUCACCUCCUGGGCCGUCCCCUGAUCCGCGUGACGGGCGCCGACAACGUGCGGAAGGUGCUGAUGGGCGAGCACACGCUGGUGACGACGGACUGGCCUCAGAGCACCUCCACGCUGCUGGGGCCCAACUCACUGGCCAACAGCAUCGGAGACAUCCACCGCAAGAGGAGGAAGGUGUUUGCCAAAGUGUUCAGCCAUGAGGCCUUGGAGUCCUACCUCCCCAAAAUGCAGCAGGUCAUCCAGGAGAGCCUCCGGGUGUGGAGCUCCAACCCCGAGCCCAUCAACGUCUACAGGGAGAGCCAGAGGUUGUCCUUCACCAUGGCGGUGAGGGUGCUGCUGGGCUUCAGGGUGUCGGAGGAGGAGAUGAGGCAUCUGUUCUCAACCUUCCAAGACUUCGUGAACAACCUGUUCAGCCUGCCCAUAGACCUGCCCUUCAGCGGCUACAGGAAGGGUAUCCGUGCACGAGACACCCUCCAGAAAAGCAUUGAGAAAGCCAUCAGAGAGAAGCCGCUGAGCUCCCAGGGGAAGGACUACAGCGACGCGCUGGACGUCCUGAUGGAGAGCGCCAAAGAGAACGGCACGGAGCUCACCAUGCAGGAGCUGAAGGAAUCAACCAUCGAGCUCAUCUUCGCCGCCUUCGCCACGACGGCCAGCGCGAGCACCUCCCUCAUCAUGCAGCUCCUGCGCCACCCUGCCGUCCUGGAGCGCCUGCGGGAGGAGCUGAGGGCCCGGGGCCUCCUGCACAACGGCUGCCUCUGUCCCGAGGGGGAGCUGAGGAUGGACACCAUCGGGAGCCUCAAGUACCUGGACUGCGUCAUCAAGGAGGUGCUGAGACUCUUUACGCCGGUUUCCGGAGCCUACCGAGUUGCCAUGCAGACCUUUGAACUAGAUGGAGUCCAAAUUCCCAAAGGCUGGAGUGUGAUGUACAGCAUCCGGGACACUCACGACACGGCCGCCGUCUUCAAGGACGUGGACGCUUUCGACCCCGACCGCUUCAGCCAGGAGCGCAGCGAGGACAAAGAGGGCCGCUUCCACUACCUCCCCUUCGGCGGCGGGGUCAGGUCCUGCCUGGGGAAGCAGCUGGCCACCCUCUUCCUCCGCAUCCUGGCCAUCGAGCUGGCCAGCACCAGCCGCUUCGAGCUGGCCACCCGGCAGUUCCCCCGCCUGAUCACGGUCCCCGUGGUCCACCCCGUCGACGGGCUCAAGGUCAAGUUCUACGGCCUGGACUCCAACCAGAACGAGAUCAUGGCCAAGUCUGAAGAGCUGCUGGGAGCCACGGUUUGAGGGGGGGGGGGCGGCGGCUCGACGGGUGUUUAGGUGGGAGUCUUCAGGGAGAAGACUGAAGGAAGGAAAAAGGAACUUUACAGUUAUUCUUUCUUCUCUACCUUUGUUCUGCCGAGUUGGACGUUCCCAUCAGACUCGAGCAGAAGUCUUCGUCUCUCUCUCUCUAAAAGGUGAUAAUCGGGACUUUCCUUCAAGGAAGAAGCUGCCAAAAAGUUCUUUAGUAUACUCUAUUCUGUGUCUUUUUUUGAAGAAAUUUACAAAACAGAUAUGUACAAAAAGCUAUGUAAUAUAAUUUGAAAGAGAAAGUGGUUCGUGCACAAAGGGACUUUUGGUGAAAUGAAGUGCUGAAAUUAGACAAGUGAGGGCGGUCGUGGAAGGAGGGCGAGAUGGAGAAAACAGGGUAUAGGACGAAAGAAUAUAAUCUAAUACUUUGCUUGUGCUUAAUCAAAGCCAGUGAAUCGUUUGAGUUGUAUAUCAGGGUAUAAAAGAUGGUUAUAUGAAAUAAAUGUUCUAGAUCGCCUGGUGAUUUUCAACCAGAACUCUUCCUGUUCAACCAAUAUCUGACCAAUGGGUUUGAUCCAAUUAUUAUCCUCUUUCAUUUAAAAAGGUCUAGAGAUGCAGACUAAGGACUCAAAGGACAUUGGGUAGAUGACUGUGGUGAAGAAGGACCAUUCCCUCCAGCUAACUGUGUCACAAUCCAAUAAAUCCUUUGAGCAGUGUGUUAGUUGGGUGAAGUACCAAUGCAAAAGGGUUUUGCUCAGAAAUUAAGAAUGUAGCAGCGAUGGAGGGAUGUAAAAUAGGCAAAUUGUUCCUUACAGCAACUUAAGCUGUUGCUUUUUCAUCCGCUUCUCAGUCAGCAACUGCAAUGUUACCUCCACCCAUGUGCCAUAAAGUGAAAUAAGCUCAAGAGUUAAAUAGUUGGAAAUCAGGUGCAAGAAGAUUAGGAACUGAAGCACUUUGAUCAAAUUUCCCAGUAACCGAAACACCGACAUUCCCAAGCCCACGUCCUCUUUGAUCUACAUCCUAAAAUUUAGGUUUAGCAUCCAAAUCUACAGCAUUAAGUUCCAGCAUGCUCAAUACAUACUGGAUUUUACCAACAUUAAGUUGUACAACAUUUGGUGCAGGGACAAAAGGGCCAAAUAUUACAUUUGAUACUGGUGGAAAGAGACUACAAACUACAUUUUUUAAGAUCCUAGACCAUUUGACAUCCUAAAUUCCACCUUGAACUUGGAUUUUUUUUUAGGCCUCCUUACUUUCUGAAAGCUCCCAGGUUCCCCAGAUACAUUAACUUGAAUGUUUCCCUCAUAAUGACACACCCUAGUCAUCCUGAUGGUUAGUUAACUCAGGUGCAGCGUAGCCUUUCCAUAUUUAUCACAAAGAUGAGUCAUUCAUUUUCCUACUCAAUGCUAUGAUUUCAGAGCUGGACCAGUUUCCUUCCACUUAACAUAUUUACCUCCUGCAACAGUUUUGUUUUCCUCCUGUUGUGGACAGAAACAACAAGAUUUCCAUUUUUCCAUCGCUCGGUAAAAGGAACUUGUCAAAAUGAAUAAGGCCCAGCUCUGCUUUGUUUAUAAAGUGCACUUCCGACUUACAAAGAGGCCGAUAUUCGGAUGAUGACAAGUAUACGACCGUGAACUUGCUCUCAUGAAGCAUUGUAAUUUCCUGACAGAAAAAGGGGAUGGAGGUGGAGAAGUGGAAGACCUACAUACAUGCUGCUUGAGUGUUGCCUUGUCGUUCUGUUUGUGUGCCAUGUUUAUCCCCCCCUCUCUUCCCGGGGGGCAGCCCUUUUGAGUUCUUCGAAGAAGGUGACAUCCGUCUUGCUGCUCCUCCAACGAUAAGAAUGCAAAACAAAAAAAAAAACAAAAAAAACAAAAAAAAAAACAACAUCAACUCCGUGGUUUGAGUGACUUUUACGAGCUUGAAAGAGAUUUAUUGCUCGGGGUGAUUGCACAAUCAGAACUCAUCAGAGUUUGCCAUCCCUGACCCGGAGGAGGACGAGCCCCGUUCCUCCUUCGCAUGUGGAAAAAGUUGUCGCCCGCAGAAAUGCGGAACGUGCUAGCAGGAGCUCGGGGACAUUCUAGGAUUCUUGGACGGAGUUCUGAGGUUCUACGCCGGAGCGCGAAGGGACAAGGACCAAUGAGCAUUCAGGGGAGGGCACAGAGAAAGACUUUUGUUUUUUAUUUCGGGGACAAAGCUAUUGUCCAAUAGCAUUCCAGAUGGACAGCACCUGUGCUCCACAUUCAUUAUCCUCCGUUGAACACACCACUGAUUUGUUCACGAUAGAAAAAUAUGAAAAUAGAGUUUGUUUUUGCUGCUUUUCCUGUGUAAAUUUUCUAAUUCAGAGUUCUAGAUUGCAAUAGUUUGUACCAAGUGAGAUUUGCUAUUUCUUUCCAUUUUUAUACGUAUAUAUAUUUACAAUUUAGCUGAUUAAAAUAUUUGCAUUUUGUGAGAGCAUUAAUAGGAUAUAGUGUAUAUUAAUUUGUACAAUGUUCCUUAGCAAGCCAUGGGGAAGAUUAGCUAUUUACAUCAACUAAUAACCUAAUAUUAAUGUUAUUGUAUGAUUAAUAUUGUUGUUAUAAGAUAUUUGAAAUGCUAUUUUUAUUCUAUUACAGAUUUAGAGUUUUUAGCUUACAUGAGAAGGUCUUUGGUAAAUAUUGGAUGUAUUUAGAAUGUUAUGUAUUUCAGUUUAUAUUGUAAACAGUGUUUAAAAUGUUAAUAUUGUUGAUUUGAUUACUGUAAUAAUUAUUUGUUUUUGUUAUUCAACAUUAUUAUCACUGCAUUUUAUUUGAUAUUAAUUAUGGAAAACAGAAAGCACUUGCCAGAUAUGUUUAUUUUUUAAGUGCCAUGCGACUACACUUCCCCUUCUUCUCACCUCUCGGUUAUUUUGAACCUUCCUUAUGUCAUUCUGUACAUAUUUGUAUUUCUUUUUACAAAAAUUAAAUGCCAUUUAGUUUAAAUAUGAA